This is a messenger RNA of Clarias gariepinus (North African catfish), 1175 nucleotides long. Its product is annotated as erythroblast NAD(P)(+)--arginine ADP-ribosyltransferase-like. The transcript is spliced from 3 exons. The coding region runs from base 95 to 898 and encodes 267 amino acids. The record is from RefSeq and is a predicted model, not a curated record. Lineage: Eukaryota; Metazoa; Chordata; Actinopteri; Siluriformes; Clariidae. Gene Ontology annotation, molecular function: NAD+ poly-ADP-ribosyltransferase activity; NAD+-protein-arginine ADP-ribosyltransferase activity.
GAUGAGUAUCAGAGAAUCAGUUUUAAAGUUAUACAGGGAAAUACGCAGCAAAUCUUACAGUUUUAUCUGUAGGCAAGAAGAUUGAAGAUCAACAAUGAAGGAAGCUGUAAAGUUUUCCACUAUUUUGAGCAAUGUUGUCAUUGCACUCAUCAUCAUUUCAGCUGAUUGUUAUGCAGGGAAUGUAUUCCGGACACCAAAACCUUUAAAUCUUAAGAUUUUAAACCUUGACAUGGCAAAUAAUUCUGUUGAUGACCAGUUUAUAAACUGCUUCGACCAAACGUACAACAGGAUUAAAGAAAGCAUUCUUCCACAAGAGUUAGAAUCUAAUCCAUUAUUUAAAGAAACUUGGAUGCAUUUCUCAAAUAUUUCUGAUAUUUUUACAAGAAUAAUAAAGGUCUACACAACUUCAAAAGACCUUUACUCAUAUCUCAAUAAUAAUGUGAGUUCAGGCAGAGAGAAUUAUAUCAGAACAUUUAACUAUAAAGCUUUUCAUUUCUUGCUCACACAUGCCAUACAAAAGUAUAAAGUAAGGAACUGUACUGAUGUUUUCCGCAAAACUACUGUUAGGUUUAAUAUAAAUGUUUUGGACCAGGAAAUGCGAUUUGGCAGAUUUGCCUCAACUUCACUUAGGGAUGAUAUAACAACUUUUGGCAGUAGCUCCUGUUUUAAGAUUAACACGUGCUUCGGAGCAAACAUAGCCAAUAUGUCUGAGUUCCCUAAAGAAGAAGAAGUGCUAAUCCCACCUUUUGAAAAAUUCAGGAUCACCAAUAUCACCACUGCAAAAAAUAAAUUGAACUGCAGUGUCAUUUACACUCUACAGAGCACUGGGAAUUUUAGUAAUAUGAACUGUGAGCUGAUUAACACAAAUGUACGUGUAGCUUAUAAGCGUUUAUUUUAGUUUUUGCUGUUUGUAUUAUAGCACCACUGCCAACACUGCUGGAUAAUUACUGUAGUACAUAAUGUAAUGUUUCCAAGCAGGCAUCAUUGUCAAUAAAAUCAAUACAUGAUUGUGAUGUUACGUUGUUUCUUAAGGUUUUUUGUGAAUAGAAUCUAUCGUGUAGCACUCCACUGAAAAUGAAUAUCCAGAAAAGGGAUGAUCUAAUGCUUCUAUUGUAUACUUUGUAAAAUCUUAAUUAAAAAGCAUGAAAAUGAAGCAUUUUGUCAGUUUAAAUUUU